UGCCCAGAUGCGUGCGCAGUUUGGAGCGUCUGCUUUUGACACAUUCAGAAGUGACAGUUGGGAGGGAAGCUUCACAAUCAAGAACUGCGGAAGAGCAUUUUUUUUUGUAUAUAACUUUUUCAAACGUGCGUAAGACAGAAAAAAUGGUCGUCGGCCAUGGAACGGAAUGGUGUUUCCUUAUAUCAGUAUUUUUAGUAAUAAUGGCGAUGAAACCAUGCGAGAGCAUGACAACCUCGAAACCAGAAACUUGGACGGGACGGUGGCUUCCUGAAAGAACUACGGAAGCUGCUCAUGAUGUGAAUCAUAAUUUAAAGGAUGCUAAACAUGGAGUUAAAAUGGGCGUUGCUUCGAGGUUCUGUGAUGAUGCAGAGACAAACCUGACAGUAGAUUGGAAUUACUCUCCAGUGAACUAUACAUGCUUCACUCCUAAAGACAGGUACAUUCCAGAUCCAACCUCUCCACCAUUGAUUGAAAAGGAAAACAUUCCAAAGGCAUAUGUGGCACAGCAUUAUUGCAUGGAUAAACACUUGGAGUAUGACAGAGACCUGCCUACAUUUGGUCCACAUCGUCCACUCUGGCCAAUAUAUGGAGAAUAUAAGUUUGUUCCAAGGCAGAGGUGGUUGCAUAGCUUGGAGCAUGGUGGCAUUGUAAUGCUUUACCACCCUUGUGCUGAUCCAUCAGAGGUAGAAGCACUUAAACAGUUGGUAAAGAACUGUCUUCGAAGGCAUAUUAUUUCUCCAUAUAACUUGUUGGAUUCCAAACGUCCAUUGGCUUUACUUGCUUGGGGAUGGCGAAUGACGUUUUCUGCAGUGCAACCUCAAAUUGUUCAAAGAUUCAUUAAAAUGCACGCUCUCAAAGGUCCUGAACGUAUUGCUACAGAAGGCCAGUAUGAUGCACUUUUGGAAAACAUGGCAGAAGUUGUAUCAGAUUUUGAAGACAGUGAUCUCUGCCCGAAUCAGUGAGAUGGACUGCCCCUCUGGUUCUGCAGAUUUGACAAUUUGUGCUAGUCAGCUUAUAUAAAGCAUCACUUUUGAGUUGAUAUGCUUUGUAACUAGGUGCCCCAUACUUUAAAGAAGAGUCUUAAUGAAAUUUUAUCUCCUAAAUGAGAUGAAAAGAAUAUAAACAGGGUGUUCCAAAAUUCCUAUUAAAUAAUUCUAUGGGUUGAUGUAGGCAUUACAUUUAAGCAUAGGAACUAUUCUGUAAUUAGUAACUGACCUGUGUGGUUUUAACCCUUGCACUGCUACUGAUAUUUUUUUAGGUAGUUAACUACAAAAACUGCUAAAUAUGACCUCCAUGUUUGUUGUCCAAAUAAAAUACGCACAAAGUUCUACUACAGUCAGGUGUAAAGUGAAUCAUUUCUGCCAUAUUCAAAGCCUGUUUUUGUAAAACAUUUGCUUAUGUACCCAUACACAAAAAAUUAGACAAAAUCAAAAGUACCUUCCAUGGUGGCCAAGCAUAAGGUUCACAUGAACUUGGUUUCCUCCCUUGAACACAGCAAUUUUUUUUUUUUCCCCCACAGGUUCUGCAAAAUAUAUGUGCAUACUUCAAAGUUGAAUAUUCAGUGACAUACCAUCCAAGAGCUCUACUAGAACUUCCUGCAGGAGAAUAAAGUGCUUUUGGAUCAUUAGAUGGAGAGAUCUAUGGCCCAUGCACUCAUUGAAGAUACUUGUCCAUACAUUGAAGCUGAAAGUGUGCUGAAAUCUGUCUGAGCACUUCAUGUGAGUCCAGGAAAUCUUCAGAUGUUACAUCAACAAUAACAAUGAUCAAAAUGGCAUCUAAGUACAAACUAAGGCAGUAUCACUGGACAUACGGUGUUGGAAAUUUCACACGUCACUGGAUAACAUUUUAUCUGUAAUGUCCCCUCUGAAACUUCUAAAUGUGUAAACUUGGAAAUAUGGUACACCCUGUCUUUUCUGUGAUGUUCUCCUGUAUCUUACUGUUUUACUUUCAUUCUGAUAUAUUUGUGAAUAGUCAGUGUUACAGCAUAUUAUUUACUGGAACAUAAGCAACAAUUUUUUUUCUGGCAAAUCAUUCCAUGUACAUUCUGUUCUGUAUGUCUGUACUUCAUUUAUGUGGUCUGUGCUUUUAUCAUUAAACACGUUACUAAUCUAGAAUUUGGAACUUAA
This is a messenger RNA of Schistocerca cancellata (South American locust), 2126 nucleotides long. RefSeq lists its product as uncharacterized. The coding region runs from base 144 to 962 and encodes 272 amino acids. The transcript is spliced from 7 exons. Gene Ontology annotation, cellular component: cytoplasm. The record is from RefSeq and is a predicted model, not a curated record. NCBI's taxonomy places the organism in Eukaryota, Metazoa, Arthropoda, Insecta, Orthoptera, Acrididae.